GAAUAACAUGUGAUGGCAAUGCUGAACAAAUAAUACAAGCAGUAAUAACUACUGGAAGUAAUAUAAUACAGACAUUCAUGACUUACAUACCAACUCAACAAUUUUAUUCAGAUGAAAAUAUGAAAAAUUUUAUAACAUUAAAAGAAGGCAAGCCUAACCUAACGAAUGAUUAUAAAUUAAUCAAAUUACUCGAAAGAUAUGAAAAUGAUAUACCAGAAUUAAAAAUUGUAAUAUAUGCAAGCAUGGAAUUAUCGAUAAAUGACAAACUACAGUACAAUGGCGUAUCAAAUACAGAUAAAGAUGCAAGAGAAAAAAUACAAAUAAAACUAAACCUCAAGGAAAUACUUAGAAAAACACAAAAAACCAAAGUAAUAAUAUUACUGGAAAACUCUGCAUCAAAUAAAUGCUAUGGAGCUAAUAUAGAAGAGCUUAUAUUAAUAAAGAAAAGCAUUAAAAAAGAAUUACAAUAUUUUGAAGAUGACAAAGCACAGUGGUACCCACGAAUCAAAUUAUGCUUUGACACACAACACUACUUUGCCGCAAGAGCUGGCAGAUUUAUAGAAGACUGUAAAGAAGUUUUAGACAAAAAUGGAAAAGAAAUCCAUUUAAUAUAUAUAAACAAUGUAAUGAAAGAAAGAAAAUUCCAACAACAAAGUGGAACAUGA
Molecule: messenger RNA, 665 nt
Organism: Racocetra persica
Lineage: Eukaryota; Fungi; Glomeromycota; Glomeromycetes; Diversisporales; Gigasporaceae
Source: the annotation of a GenBank genome assembly